AAUCUAAUGACAUAACAGUGCUUGCCUUGGAGACGGUAUAAACUCCAUGUAGGUUACAGCGACACCUGCAGGGUGGCCAGGAUCAGGUGAGCGCGCGGAGAGGGAGUGGCCAUGCACGCACACGCAGGUGAACGGGAAGAAGGAACACAGCCUGAGAGACACGGUAAGAGGAGAAGAUCCUUGAACAUGUUAAACCUUUAAUUAUGACUUCGUCUGAAAGAAGGACUUCAGGAUGGUGAAUUCGGGUAUUUGUUGUGGCAGUCUGAAGGAUGACAAGAUCCUGAUGAAGAUGGGUUUGGGACUGGUGCUGGUUGGUCAUGUGAACUUCUUGUUGGCGGCACUGGUACAUGGAGCUGUGCUUCGACACAUAAAGGUGUUCACUUGGAACCGGAAACUCGUCUACCCCAUCUCCAAUGUCAUUGCUCUUGUGGCAGGACUCAUGGCAAUCAUUGGUGGAAUUUCAGCUAUUGUUCUCUCAAAGAACAAGAAAAACCAGCUGCUGAGUUGGUUUCUAUUAGUUAUGAGUGUCCUGGCUAUUCUUUUGGGUGCCGCCUCUGCAGUGGGAAUCAGUGUUGCUACAGUGAGGGUCAUAUAUCUGGAUGGGGAGAAUCUGUUUGCCCACUGCAACCGGUCUGCCAUCAUAAAUUUGUACAGCAUCACAAAUGAAUGCCCCUUUGACCCCACACGCAUCUAUGGUACUACAUUAAUCCUAUGGUUUCCAUUGAUUCUGAUGUCAGCGGUGGAGGUUGUGUUCUCCUGCCGCUGUUUCUUGGCCUGCACGUCGUUCCUCCGGAUGCGCUGCCCGUGGAGAAGAACCGUCACUAAAAGGGUGCGUGUCCAGCUGCCAGAAGAAACCUCAAUGCCACCAGGAGAUGAUCCAAAUGAGGAGGAGCCAGCAGAACAACAUGACCUACUUGCUGUGGAGACAAGUGAACUGUAAUUCAAAAGUAAACAUUACAUGAACAAUACAUGCUUUUCAAAACCGCUGCAUGACAGUGGACCAAGAAAUACCAAGUGCCAAUGCACAUAAAACAUAAAAGUGUACUGCUCACUGAAGAGGCUAGCAGGUGAAGAGAGGCGGUGCUUCGACAUCUAAUGAAGCACUAAUGAUGAGUGUUAUUCUUCAGUCUUAAACGGUCAGACUGUGUGACCAAGUACUAUAUAAAGUGCAUGUUUUAUAUAUUAACCUCAUGAACAUGUUUGAUGUGCGUGUUUAAUGUUACAUUUUCUGCACUGAUGGGUUUCCUUGUUACAUUUAUAUUAAAAAUACUUUUCUAUUCGAAACUGAA
This is a messenger RNA of Rhinichthys klamathensis goyatoka, 1289 nucleotides long. It is a transcript of the gene tmem54a, whose product is annotated as transmembrane protein 54a. Lineage: Eukaryota; Metazoa; Chordata; Actinopteri; Cypriniformes; Leuciscidae. The record is from RefSeq and is a predicted model, not a curated record. The transcript is spliced from 6 exons. Bases 233 to 940 code for a protein of 235 amino acids.